GCUGAGCUAGUCCUAGGACUCAUCUUUCUCCACCAAAGCGGCAUCGUCCAUCAAGACAUUAAGCCGGCCAACAUUAUGAUAUCUUCAACCGGCCAUGUCGUUAUAGCAGAUUUCGUGCAGAAAAUGUUUCAUCCCAUCGUAUUAAAUGCUCACGACCUUAUUACGUUUACACCUCUCUAUGCUGCCCCCGAAUUAGUUUGUCGAAACAGAGCGGGCCUCAUCAUAUACGAUUCACGAGCGGAUUGGUGGAGCUUUGGAGUGGUCUUGUAUGAGCUUGCGACAGGA
Molecule: messenger RNA, 285 nt
Organism: Lentinula edodes (shiitake mushroom)
Lineage: Eukaryota; Fungi; Basidiomycota; Agaricomycetes; Agaricales; Omphalotaceae
Product: kinase-like domain-containing protein
Exons: 2
Biological process (GO): protein phosphorylation
Molecular function (GO): ATP binding; protein kinase activity
Source: RefSeq, a predicted model, not a curated record